Postia placenta MAD-698-R-SB12 is the source of this 1269-nucleotide messenger RNA. RefSeq lists its product as hypothetical. The transcript is spliced from 7 exons. Bases 1 to 1269 code for a protein of 422 amino acids. Gene Ontology annotation, molecular function: aspartic-type endopeptidase activity. Gene Ontology annotation, biological process: proteolysis. The record is from RefSeq and is a predicted model, not a curated record. Lineage: Eukaryota; Fungi; Basidiomycota; Agaricomycetes; Polyporales; Adustoporiaceae.
AUGUCCUGCAAGGCCUCGCUCCUCAUCGUCGCCCUCGCCCUCGUUGCGAGUGCCAGCCCGAUCACACAAGAGACUGGUAUUCGUAUUCCGCUCGCCAAACGGAACUCGCUCACCAAGGCUGACGGCACCUUCGAUCGCGAUGCCGCCAUUAGGCAACGCGUUCGUGUCGCGAAUACUCAUGCUGAGAACAGCAAGCAUCGCCAGAACUUGAUCAACCUUAACCGCAAUGUCGGCCUUGAGCACUUCAAUGAAGGGGCAUACAUCCCGCCGCUCGCGACAGUUCCCGCGUCGGUGCAGGCGCGGCAGUCCGAGUCGCUGAAGGACCAGGAAGAGAACACGGAGUGGACUGGCACGGUCUCCAUCGGCACGCCCGCGCAGAAAUUCACGAUUGAUUUCGACACGGGUUCGUCUGACCUCUGGGUGCCCUCCUCGUCGUGCAGCGGCUGCAAGGCAUCCUCAUCGUACAAGGCGUCGAGCUCUUCUUCGAGCAAGAAGAAGAGCGGCACGUUCCAGAUCGAAUACGGCGACGGCUCCGAAGCGUCGGGUCCCAUCUACGCCGACACAGUCAGCGUUGCCGCCGUCAAGGUGACCGGCCAAACGCUUUCCGCGGUCACCAGUGAGUCUGGCGACCUCGUCGGAGACGCCGCGGAUGGUCUCCUCGGCAUGGGCUUCCCCGCGAUCUCUUCACUCAACGCUGACCCUUUCUUCCAGACUGCUGUCGAGCAGGGCGCAGUCUCUGAGGGUGUCUUCGCGUUCAAGCUCGCCAGCAGCGGCUCGGAACUCUACCUUGGCGGCACGGAUUCGUCGCUCUACUCCGGCUCGAUCGAAUACCACGCUCUCUCCUCAUCCGUGGGCUACUGGCAGAUCGGUGGUGCGAGUGCAAUAGUCAAUGGCGAGACUGCCGCCUCGGGCUUCCAGACUAUCAUCGAUAGCGGCACCACUCUCAUGUACGGCCCUCCGAGCGCAGUGAAGAAGCUUUACGGGAAUAUCCAGGGUUCGAAAGUGUACGAUUCCGACGAGGGCUUGUACUCCUUCCCCUGUGAUAACGCGCCCUCAAUCGCAUUCUCCUGGGGAGGCAAGAUUUGGUCUAUCAGCGCUGAUGACUUCAACAUUGGAUCGGCCGGCAGUGGGCAGUGCGUUGGUGCUCUUGGCGGCCAGGACCUCGGCUUAGGCACCAACGUCUGGCUUCUUGGCGACACGCUCAUGAUGAACACUUACACCGCCUUCUCAACUAACCGCAACGCUGUCGGCUUUGCAGAAUUAUCAUGA